AGAGGGGGCAUAAGAGAGGCAGCUCUGGAUCCAGGUUGGCCCCAGAGCUGGGAAGCACAACAGGAGAAGGAAAGGCAGGAUGCUCUCCUUGUCCAUGCUGGUGCAGUGAAACAGGAAGGCAAGUAGGAAGCUAAUACUUAUGCUCGGACCCCUGCCUCGGGGGCUCUGGGCAAGGCGGCGCAUUCUCAUUUGUAGGCUCUGCAGUCCUCACACCAGCCCUGCGGGGUGGGAAGAUGCCUCGUGCUGCUCGGGCGGGAGGGAGAGGACCCCUCUCCGUGGGUCUCUCACCAUUCCUUGCCCCCGCUGCUCUUAGGCCGUGCUGGGCGAGGAGGGUUUAGGACGUGCCCAUGGGGCGGGGGCGGGGGCUGGACCGGACGAGGGCCUGUUGGGUGCAAGGUGCACACCUGACACCCAGACUACGGCAGGGAGAAAGGAAGGCCGCUAUCCUCUUUGAUUCAGUCCUAGCCAUCAAAAGCUUACAGGCAGGUGGGGAGACAAGAUAUACAAGUAAAAAGGGAAAUAAUAGUCGAAUGCGAUAUGUGACCAGUUCCAAAGGAGGGGCAGCUGAUUAAGGAGUUUGUCCAUCCAUUCAAGAAACAGGCACCGAGGAUAUAGAGAUUUAUUCAUCGAAUCAAACAGUAUUUAUUGGGUGCCUGUCGCUUGCUAGGUACUGUUCUAGGUGAUGGGAUAGUGAGCAGUAGGCAAAACCAAGUCCCUGCCCUUGGAGCUUAAUUCAGAUUUGGUACCUGCCUGGGCGGUGCUUUCAGGGCACAGAGCAGCCAGUGUGAUGGAAAUCCAGAAGAGGGCUUGACCCAGCAGGGCACUGGGCUGGGUCCAGGAAAGAGGGAAGACUCCAGCUGGGCUUGGAAGUCAGGGUAGGAUCUGGAAAAGUAGACUCGAGGGAGGAGGACGGCACCAGCAGGGGGACGUGUGAGCUAAAGCUCAGAGGUACGUGGGCUGUGACUGGACAGGAGCAGACGGCUGAGGCAGGGGGUCCGUGUGCAGAUGUGGGAGGCAAAGCUGACAGAAGCCGGCUUAGCAUCAGACCGUGGAGACCCCCAAAUGCUGAGUCACCCUGAGAGGCGUUGCCAGGGCUGCAGGCAGAGCCCCUCCCAUGUUCCCAGCAGCCUUCUGCUCUGGAGGCCGGGGCACUGCUGGGAGAGAGGGAGGGGGCCGCUCCCAGUCUGUAUGGCUGAAGUCUGGGUGGCCUGCCCUGGGUGCCCUGAGGGCCCCCUUGCAUCACCAGGGGAGUCACCCCGGAAAGCCAGGACACCUGACGUGGGAAGACUGAGACCUUUCCUGGGGCGGGAGUGCAGUGGCAUCAGAGGCCCAGAUGGAACCAGAAUGAGAAUUUGGGGUCCCUGGGUGGACACAUGAACAAGACGUGGGAACAUCAAAGCAGUGCAUUGCCUGCUCUUGGCCAUAUCGGGUGCCCAGACACCCGCUCCGGUCUCUUGACAUCCAGAGAGUCGUGAGGGCAUCUCCCUCCUCUGCUCCUCUCUUGUGUCCAUCUCACGGUCAGAGAAUGUGAGAACAGACACCGCUUAGUGACCACCUACUGCAAGCCCCUCUGCCUUUGCCCAGUGAGAGACCCCUCUGCGGGUGGGGCAGGGGAGGUGACUUCCUGGAAGUCAAUGGGAAGACGGAGACGGAGCACUGGCCUCAGCAGGACGGAGCCCGAGCUCACUGUGCCCCGAGCUGGGUGGCCUUGGCCAGGUCCCUUCACCUGCGCCUCAGUUUCCUCACGUGGGAAUAGUAAUAACUACCUCCCAGGGCCUACAGGGGUGAUGAGGUAGAAGGGUUUGCAGCGAUUGUGCACGUGUGCUGUGGAUGUUAAGAUAAUGGUUGAGUUGGGCCCAGAUGCCGCAUUUCCUGACUCCCCAGCUGGUCUUUGCCACAGUCCUCCUCAGUCCUUCCAGUCCUUCCAGUCCUCCCGGCUCAGGCCCAGAGGACGGCCUGUGGCUGCCCCCGUCGGGGAGGCCCAGCGUUGGAUGAGCUGAAGGAGGCCUCUCCGGAAAGGCUUCCCCGCUUGUGUGCCCUGUCUGAGGGCACCUGCUCCCAGCCCCACCUGCUUCCCCUUCUCCAGGAUAACUGUCCACCUCUGAGCACCUCAGAGUGUCUCUGGCUGCUGAGCCCGGCCUGGCCCAGCAGGCGGGGCUGGCACAGGACCUGGUCUGGUGGCUGGUUAUAAAUAGCCCCUGCAUCCACAGCCUUGGCAGGGUGCUCCUGGCAUGGGUGCAGGGGACACUCAAGAAGAGGCAGCUGAGGCUGCUGAGGCCCAGAGCUGGCGUGAGGGUACCUGGGCGCAGGCUCCACGGGCAUGUGGGCUGUGCAGGCCCAGGGCGCAGGCCAGGGCUGGCUGUGGCUUUGAGGCACCUCUCCUUUAUCCUGUGGCCUAGGAUAGAGUAGGGAGGAUGGCAACUGAGAGGGCCUGGGACGCCCUUUGGGGCUGGAGGCUGAACAAAGGGGACUGCCUGUCCGAUCGCUGUGUCGGAGCGCAGCUCAUCGGAGGGCAGCUGGGCCCAAUCCUCCUUCCAGGGUGGGAAGAAGGGAAGGAGAGGCCAGGGCCCAGAAUGUAUCACUAAAGGGCCCUCAGCCCCCAAUCCUGGCCUGGAGAGGCAGCGUAUUUCGUGGAAAACUCUGUGCUUGGAGUCAGAAAGCUCGAUCCACACAGCACCAGCGAUAGACUGUGUAGUUAUAUGACCUCCUUUCUCAUGGGUGAAACAGGCUUGAGAAUAACCACCGUGCGGGACUGUGGGGAGGGUGCAGUGCGGAAGAGGUCCCUGGAGGGUGUUUUACCAUCGUCAAGUGAAUCUGAAGGAGGCUGAUGAGGUAACCGUGCACCUGCAGAGCCUUCCGGCCGACCCUGCCCUCUCUGUGUGCUCAGGCUGCCCCAGGCCCUGCGCAGACACGCCAGGCCCUCAGCCCCAGCCCAUGGACCUGCGGGUGGGCCAGCGGCCCCCGGUGGAGCCCCCGCCGGAGCCCACGCUGCUGGCCCUGCAGCACCCCCAGCGCCUGCACCACCACCUCUUCCUGGCUGGCCUGCAGACCCAGCGCUCGGCGGAGACCAUGAGGGUAAAGAUAGAGCUCCCCACGCACGCAGCGGCCUCGAGCUCAGACCUGGCACCCCUCCCUCCCUUCAGCCUCCCCAGACCCUCGCCUCCGUCUCCAACUCCUCGCCCCUCCCUGGGCGGCCGGCCCUCCCCACAGCUCUCAAUGGACACGCCGUUGCCCGAGUUGCAGGUGGGGCAGCAGGAGCAGGAGCUGCGGCAGCUUCUCAAUAAGGACAAGAGCAAGCGCAGUGCCGUAGCCAGCAGUGUGGUCAAGCAGAAGCUGGCAGAGGUGAUUCUGAAGAAACAGCAGGCAGCCUUAGAGAGGACGGUCCAUCCCAAUAGCCCCAGCGUUCCCUACAGAACUCUUGAGCCCUUGGAGACGGAAGGAGCUGCCCGUUCCAUGCUCAGCAGCUUCCUGCCUCCUGUACCCAGCCUGCCGAGCGACCCCCCAGAACACUUCCCUCUGCGUAAGACAGUCUCUGAGCCCAACCUGAAGCUGCGCUACAAGCCCAAAAAGUCCCUGGAGCGGAGGAAGAACCCGCUGCUGCGGAAGGAGAGCGCCCCGCCCAGCCUCCGGCGGCGGCCGGCAGAGACCCUCGGCGACUCCUCCCCCAGUAGUAGCAGCACGCCGGCGUCAGGGUGCAGCUCCCCCAAUGACAGCGAGCACGGCCCCAACCCGGUCCUGGGCUCCGAGGCGCUCUUGGGCCAGCGGCUGCGGCUGCAGGAGACCUCUCUGGCUCCGUUCGCCUUGCUGCCCACAAUCACGCUGGGGCUGCCCGCCCCUGCCAGGGCUGAUGGUGACCGCAGGACCCAUGCGACUCUGGGCCCUCGGGGACCAGUCCUGGCGAGUCCCCAUGCUCCCCUCUUCCUGCCCCAUGGCCUGGAGCCCGAGGCUGGAGGCCCCCUGCCCUCUCGCCUGCAGCCCAUUCUCCUCCUGGAUCCUUCGGUCUCUCACGCCCCCCUGCUGACUGUGCCUGGGCUUGGGCCCCUGCCCUUCCACUUUGCCCAGUCCUUACUGACCACCGAGCGGCCCUCCGGGUCAGGCCUCCACCGGCCGCUGAGCCGGACCCGCUCAGAGCCCCUGCCCCCAAGCGCCACUGCCCCCCCACUGCUGGGCCCCCUGCAGCCCCGCCUGGAGCGGCUCAAACCUCAUGUCCAGCUGAUCAAGAGGCCAGCCAAGCCGAGUGAGAAGCCCCGACUGCAGCAGAUACCCUCGGCUGAGGACCUCGAGACAGAUGGCGGGGGCGUGGGGCCGCUGGGGGAUGACGGCCUGGAGCACAGGGAGGCCAGCCAUGGGCAGCAUGAGGCCCGAGGCCCUGUUCCUCUCCAGCAGCACCAGCAGGUGUACCUCUGGGAGCAGCAGCGACUGGCUGGGCGGCUCCCCCGGGGAGCCACUGGGGACUCCGUGCUGCCUCCCCUGGCCCAGGGCGGUCACCGGCCUCUGUCCAGGGCUCAGUCUUCCCCAGCCGCGCCUGCCUCCCUGCCAACCCCAGAGCCCACCAGCCAGGCCCGUGUCCUGCCCAGCUCAGAGACCCCUGCCCGGACCCUGCCCUUCACCACAGGGCUGGUCUAUGACUCAGUAAUGCUGAAGCACCAGUGCUCCUGUGGAGACAACAGCCGGCACCCGGAGCACGCGGGCCGCAUCCAGAGCAUCUGGUCCCGGCUGCUGGAGCGGGGGCUCCGGAGCCAGUGCGAGUCUCUACGGGGCCGGAAGGCCUCCCUGGAGGAGCUGCAGUCAGUGCACUCGGAGCGGCACGUGCUCCUCUACGGCACCAACCCGCUCAGCCGCCUCAAACUGGACAAUGGGAAGCUGGCAGGGCUCCUGGCACAGCGGAUGUUCGUGAUGCUGCCCUGCGGUGGCGUUGGGGUGGAUACCGACACCAUCUGGAACGAGCUGCACUCCUCCAACGCGGCCCGCUGGGCUGCCGGCAGCGUCACUGACCUCGCCUUCAAAGUGGCUUCCCGAGAGCUAAAGAACGGUUUUGCUGUGGUUCGGCCCCCAGGACACCAUGCAGACCAUUCCACAGCCAUGGGCUUCUGCUUCUUCAACUCAGUGGCCAUCGCCUGCCGGCAGCUGCAACAACAGGGCAAGGCCAGCAAGAUCCUCAUUGUGGACUGGGACGUUCACCAUGGCAACGGCACACAGCAGACCUUCUACCAGGACCCCAGCGUGCUCUACAUCUCCCUUCAUCGCCACGACGAUGGCAACUUCUUCCCAGGCAGUGGGGCUGUGGAUGAGGUGGGAGCUGGCAGCGGUGAGGGCUUCAACGUCAAUGUGGCCUGGGCUGGAGGUCUGGACCCCCCAGUGGGGGAUCCUGAGUACCUGGCCGCCUUCAGGAUAGUCGUGAUGCCCAUCGCCCGGGAGUUCUCUCCGGACCUGGUCCUGGUGUCAGCUGGGUUUGAUGCUGCCGAGGGUCACCCACCCCCACUGGGCGGCUACCAUGUUUCCGCCAAAUGUUUUGGGUACAUGACGCAGCAGCUGAUGAGCCUGGCGGGAGGUGCGGUGGUGCUGGCCUUGGAGGGUGGCCACGAUCUCACAGCCAUCUGUGACGCCUCUGAGGCCUGUGUGGCUGCUCUUCUAGGCAACAAGGUGGAUCCCCUCUCAGAAGAAGGCUGGAAACAGAAACCCAACCUCAAUGCCAUCCGCUCUCUGGAAGCUGUGAUCCGGGUGCACAGUGAAUACUGGGGCUGCAUGCAGCGCCUGGCCUCCUGUCCAGACUCCUGGGUGCCCAGGGUGCCAGGGGCCGAUGCAGAAGUGGAGGCAGUAACUGCACUGGCAUCCCUCUCCGUGGGCAUCCUGACUGAAGAGCGGACCUCAGAGCAGCUGGUGGAGGAGGAAGAACCCAUGAAUCUUUAGGCUACAGGACGGCUCUGCCCCCUGCCGCGCCCCGCCCCGCCCUGCCCUUCGGACCUGGUUCUCUUCCAACCUCUGGCAACAGUACCCGUUCCCGGGGUCUUCAGAGAUCCUUCGGGCAGGUAGUCGGGGCCAGAGAGCAGCCUCUUGACAGUCACCCCAAGGAGCCUGGGAAGGCCCCUGGGUCUAGCAUAGGGACCAAAGAAGACCCUGACAGGAGGCCGGCUGCGUAGCCAGCCGGGCCCCAGUAGGGCUCUCCCCGAAGCACAGUCUACCCCUCUGGGGUCUGGGCCCCUAGCUGGGCCCCCGAUCCUCAGGCCUGCACAGAGGAGGACUGGCACAGCCGGGCCCGCUCACAACCACUAUUCCUGGUUCUGUAGACCCCCGACUUUGCACACAGCCCCAGGCUCCACACAGAAAUGUGAACUCGGCCUCCGCCAGAGUGGCCCUUCCUAGGCUCUGGGGGAGGGAGGAUGGGUAGCAGGGGCAAAGGGGUCCCAUGCCCCUGCGUGCAGGGGGAGUCCCUCCUCUCCUGCUUCCUCAGAUGACUCUGGAAGCUUCCUCCCCACCACUGGGCAGUGAGACAGACCUCCCUCUGAGAGCAGUCAUCGGCAGGCCUCCCAUCUGGUCCCUGCCCCUGCCAGAGGCCACCUGCGUCAGCCAUCUCAGGGCUCUGGUGCAGCAGACAGGUGCUCCUGGAGUUCUUUGCUUCCUGAUCCAAUGGUGCCAAACCCCUCAUCUCCCCUCAGAAGCACAGCAUGACCCCCAGGGACCCCUCAGUAGUCACCACCCCCCUCCGUGAGCCUUCUCUUUCUGGGGUCUCCCCCACCCCAGCUGACUCCUGCCCUACAUAGGACUAGCUUGGCUGACGGGAAGGGGGGUGGGAGAGUGAAUGGAAGACGUGGGGGAGGGGAGGCUGCCCUGGCAAAGACUUCGAGGCUUCUGGGGUCCAGGCCUGGGGCCAAGAAGGAAAGUAUUUGUGUGUGUGUGUGUGUGUGUGUGUGUGUGUGUGAGAGAGAGAGAGAGAGAGACAGAGACGGUAAGAGGAGGGUUUGUAUGUGUGUGCACAUGAGUGUGUCUUCCCGAGGACCACCAUGCCCUGUGUAUGUAUGCAUGUUUUUGUAAAAAAGAAAAAAAAAAUGGAAAAAAAAUCUGAACAAUAAAUGUUUUAUUUGCUUUAAAGGUUCAUGUGAAAGGGCCUCCGGGGGUUGAGGGGUGGGCAGCGAGCCUACAGCUACACAGCACAGCCUGUGCCUGAUUCACUGUGGAAGAGAAGGGACAGGUUGGGCUGUGGGGCAGCCCUCCUCCAGCGCCUUGGCCUUCUGUGGCCGCUGCCUUGCGGGAAGAAUCUAUUCUGAACACACCCUGGCUGCCCGCGCCUGCCCCACCUCUGGGUAGUGAAGAGGCGGCAGCUCUGGGCUGAGUCCGUAGACAGAGGGCCCGUAAGGGCGUGGGGAACAUGGAUGCCUGCAGACCCGGCUCGCUAAGGCUCCCCUAAAGAGUCCUGAAUCAGACCUACCUGGGUUCAAGUCCCAGCUGGGAGCUCAGGUAAGUCACGUCACCUCCUGGGGCCUCUGUUUAUCAGUUAAAGGUUCCCGAAAUAGACACUGUUCGGUUCCUUCCUGCUCUAAUGUACCAUGACUUCUUCAGCAUCUGCUGAGCCUAGAAGGGAAGAACGGGCGAGACAGCAGGCCUGGGCGAGCUCAUCCAGUGGCGCCUGUCUUUAUGGUUCCGAGGCGGCCAGGCUUCUUCAGCCAGCAGAAGGAGCGGCCUCAUCACCUCCGACCUGGGCCCAAGCCCUCACAGCCUGGAGAAUACGAGGGGAAGCAUGUUCAUCCCCUUCCCAUCUGUCCUGGCCUCUUGGGGCGAUAGGCACUCAAUCCCACAGACGUUGCUGAGACUGUGCCCCGGGGCAUCCUCGCCCUGGCUGGGGGGUUUGCUGAGGGGGCUGGAGGAAGAGAGCUGAACUGUGGGUUCCCCCAUGCCAAGUGGGACCAGAGGGAGAGGGUCCCCUCUGAGCUAAGGAAAUGGCUUGAUGAGAUGACUGGAGACCCCCAUUCCCACCCACCGCUCCCACAGUCCACCCCAUAAGAAAGCACCAGAGGCUAGCUGAUACAAAUGGCUGCUGUAUUUCUGCUAAAGUGACAGUGACACAGAUAAGGCAAAGAGCUGAGGGGCAGGACACAUCAGGUGGGAAAGGGGUAGACCGUGCAAAAUGACAACCUAAGACAAAAAGAUGGAUGGAGCCCUUCCCUUCCGAGUUAGGUGAGCCCUUGGGCCAGUGUAUAGGCAGUAAAGCAGAUUUUGUCCUUCAGAAGGGAGAUUUUAAAAGAGAAAAGCUCUGGGUGAAGGGCAGGGGCAGGAGUGGGGGAGGCAUCUCGGGGCCAGGGGCAAUCUGGGUGCCAUGAGGGGCAGGCAUGAGAAGGCCAAAUGGAAAUGCUGGGCUGGAGGUGCCUGGCACAGGUUUGAGGGUUCCUUCUAGCCCACCCCGUGCUGCCCCCUUCCCCAAAGCCCUUCGGGGGGCAGAAGCACCUUCCCCAAGACCCUUAGUCUGGCCUCAUUUGGGGCGUCCUGCUCUGGGGUGUGUGGGGAAGGGGAGGACGGCUCUAGCAUACUCAUGGGAACCACCUCUGCGAGGAACAGGGUGGGUGGAGAGAGGGACACUGAACUCCCCUCGGGUCCCCAGGCCUUGGGAAAAGAGAACCAAGUGUUACCAUCCCUGGGACCAAUGAGUUCAGCUACCUGACUCUUGGGGGACAACAAGAUGCGGGUGCUGGGGUAAGGGGCUGAGAAGUCUCUACUAGAGAUCCCUUACCUGACCUCACCUCCCCAGGGUCCCGUCCCACCUGAGGGAGAGUGUCUAGGGCAGCAGGGAGCCCUGCCCCCAGGCACAGGUCAAGGCCGCACUGCCCUACCCCUUGCCUGUUGCCCUGGCCCUACUUAGAAAGAUUGCCCACUGAGUGCUAAGAAAAUAGAUGCACUUGAAAAGGUCUAAAGCUGCCCUCCAGUCACGCUGAUGAGCAACAUGGCAGGACCCCUUUCCACGGCACCCAGGGUUCCCCCCAAGGGGACAGGACAGCUCCCAGGGAGACCACCGUCCUCCUGCUGUAUACUUUCUGCCCCGGUUCUGGGGUUCCCAGGGGGUGUACAGGCCCGCCUGAUGUCUCAGAGGCUGAGUCCAGGUCCUGAGGACCACCAGGGUGCGGAGACCUCAUCGCUCAGGUCAGAAAUCGCUGAGGAUGCUGAUGUCGGCAAAGUCAGCCCGGUAGCGGUGGGCAUAGAGGCUGAGCAGGAAGGCCCACUUGAAGGAGAUGAAGCUCCACACGCAGGAGAGGUAGUAGCUGUUGGGGUCUGUGAGGCCUGCAGGGGAGAGGAACCCAACCGUGACUUGAGAGGACCUUGCCCUUGACCCUAGCCACCAUGCCACAAGCCCCGGGCCAUCCUUCCCCACAACCUCCAACAGAGGCUGAACUGAGCCAGUGGAGAGAUCAGGUGUGAUAGAGGUUUCAGAGCAUUCAGAGUUUGCAGGCAGGGAGCAGUGGGGAUGAGGGUUGGCUAAGCACAGGGCUGUACCAUCCGCUCUGCUUCUGUGACACUGACCCUAGGCCACUGCCUUCCAAUGUGCUUCAGCAUCAGAGCGGGCAGGAAGAGCCUCUGGCUACUUGCAGACUGCAGCCACCAGGGGGCGCUCCCAUACCCUCCGCUGGAGGCUAAAAAGGGCGGCUAACCACACACUCCUGGGUGCUGAAUGCAGCACACACUUCCCACGCGUUUCAUUGAUCCCUUCCAACCCAGGGGCGGGGAUAGGGGGCGUCCAUUCUCCCCACUUUUACAACGAGAAAACUCGGGCACAGGGAGGUUAAGUGGUCUGUCCAGUCCCUUGGACGUAAGUGUUGAACCCAGGACAGGAAUCCCGGGCCUCCGGAGUGCUCCACCCACCGGCCCUCCCACGCCCUCCCUUUGUGGAGGCCCUUACUCUGGUGUCCGGUGACGGCCAGCACAAGGAAGGUGCAGAAAGUGGCGACAGAGACGGCCGAGAAGAGGACGCCCACGAAGAAGAAGCCACGCAGCCCCUUGAGCCACGUCCUCCAGUAAUCCUGCAUGUACAUCACGUGCGUCACCAGGACCCACAGCGCUAGCACACCUGCCGGGAGAGACGGCUCAGGCAGCGCCCCUCCCCUCACCUGCCGACCCCCCAGAGCCCUGCAGGUCCCCCAGGCCAGGCUCUUCGCAUAAUAACAGUAGUGUUGGCCUUUUCACUCUCCCGGUAAAGUGGAGUUUGCUGGAGGCCGCGUGGCCUGUGAUACGAAGAGGAUGUGAACGCAAAAGCAGCUAGGAGAAUCUGGCUGCCUUUCACUAAGCCACACAUUAACGAGAUCUGCAAAAAAUAUAAAACCAUGUCAUUCUUCUCCCUC
This is a messenger RNA of Globicephala melas (long-finned pilot whale), 10322 nucleotides long. RefSeq names its product histone deacetylase 7 (gene HDAC7). Gene Ontology annotation, biological process: negative regulation of transcription by RNA polymerase II. Gene Ontology annotation, cellular component: histone deacetylase complex. Gene Ontology annotation, molecular function: transcription factor binding; histone deacetylase activity. The record is from RefSeq and is a predicted model, not a curated record. Lineage: Eukaryota; Metazoa; Chordata; Mammalia; Artiodactyla; Delphinidae.